AUGGCAAUCGGAUCGGCUGAACUGAACACUCUUGAACCAACGUUCAUGAAGUCAGAAACUGUGAUUACCUCAGUCGCAGGGUUUCCCGACGACACGACAACAGUUGAGGCCGAGAAAACAGACCUUGCAGCUCAAAUUCAAGACGACCUGGUCAUUGAAGACGACAACAAUGUUCACACACAGACCGCUGAAAAGAUUCUUGCUGUCAUUAAGCCUUACCUCAUGACGAAAGCCGCUGAUGCGCAUGAUCUCUGGAUUAAAGGCUCUGUCAAAUUCAUCUCUGUGAUUCGAAAGUUUGUCGAAAAAGAAGAGACGGUAAAGAUGUGUUUGCCGGCUUUUCCUUUCAAGUCAGCAAACAAAAUCUACAAGGUGCUUGGCGCAUUACCGGACAAGGCGGAAGAAGUGUCUUUGAAGCGCUUGAAUGGAAUGUGCGAGGAAAUCAAGGAGGUGUACGGACCUGGGGCGAAUUUGCUCAUUAUCUCAGAUGGAUUGGUUUACAAUGAUCUCCUGACGAUUCCGGAUCGCGAGGUUUGGGCAUACGGUGAAGCCCUGCGCGCGUUAGCCGUCAAGAGCAACUGUACGAACAUCAGUUUCAGCCGCCUACGAGAUCUUGUUGAGCUUCCAUCUCUUCCGUCCAAGCUCGAGGAAAUCACCUACGUUGCGAACGCCACAAACUUUCGUCGAGCGUUAAUAAACAAAUUCGGCAGACCGGAUCUGGACGUAACCAAGGAGAUUGAAGAGAAAGAAGACACGAGGCUGACUUACAGCGGCUACCGACGGUUCCUGGAGAGUGACCUCCGCUUCAUCUUCUCCCUCGGCGAGAACAGAAGCAAGACGAAGUUUCGCAAGGACGCGUUCGCAGGGGCAGUCAAACAUAACUUCCCGGGCUACCUCCGCCUCAGCAUCCACCAAUCCACAGGCGAGCACAAAAUCUCUCUUAGUUUGUUGCCAACAACCACCUCGUACACAACGCCCUGGCACUGCAGUGUAGCGUUUACGGCCGACAAUAGUUUGAUUAGUCGGCCAAAGGGGGAUCUUGAACAGGAUUCAAAGUUUGAACUUGUAUUUGAGGAUGGGCGUCCAAGCUAUUUCAAGGAAAGGGUACACAUGAUUCAGCAGGAGGCUUGA
Molecule: messenger RNA, 1128 nt
Organism: Aplosporella prunicola CBS 121167
Lineage: Eukaryota; Fungi; Ascomycota; Dothideomycetes; Botryosphaeriales; Aplosporellaceae
Exons: 3
Coding region: 1-1128 (375 amino acids)
Source: RefSeq, a predicted model, not a curated record